UUGUACUUUCUUGAUUUUCAUCUAAAUUGUUAAUACCCUAAUUUUGUAUAUAAAUAAAUAAAAUAAAAUUAUAAUCUUUAUAAAGAUAAAAAUGUUAUGAUGAUAAUUUUCUCUAUUUAAGUGUUCAAAACAACGUAUAUGAUAAAGAAUAUAUAGGUUAGUUCUACGAACAAUAUUCUACGUGAUUCUAUAGGGUUUCAUUUUCAUUGAUCUCAUUGUUUGUGUGCAGCCACGUUUUUUUGUGUGUGUGUCUAAAUUUUAUUUAGAAAAAAAUAUUCGAAUUAUAUAAGAGAUAUAAAAAUUAAAUUUUCAAUAAUUAUGUACAUGUGUGCAUAUAAGUGAGUGUAAAAAUAAUUUCACCAUGGGAAAGUGUUUCUAGUGCGUCUUUAUCCAAAAUGAAGCUCAAAACACCCUGUUAAACAAUUUUAUAAGUGAAAAAAAAGCUAACAAAUGGCAGAGGUUGUUAAGGCAAAUUCUGGAAGGGAUAAUUUUAUGAAAAUGUUAUUAACAUCGGGAGCUACUGUUACUCCACAAGGAAGUCCAGGACUACCUAGUCCUACGGGAGAUAUAAUUGACGAUAAUCCAAAUCGAUUUACAACAUAUUUACAUCAACUUGCCGGUUGUUAUGAACUCGAAGUCGAUGUCAUUGUUCGAGAUCAUUGUUAUGCUCGUCCCUGGAAUUGGAAACCAGAAAAUGUCUACGUUAAACCAAUAAAAAAGAUUUUCUUCACAAAAAAUAAUAUUUUAUCCGAUAAACAAAAAUCUGAGGAGAAUAUUGACGUGGAAUAUUAUAACGACAAUCAAUCAUCACCGCCAUUUGAUUUGGGACGAACACGACAUUUAAUGGAUGAAUUGCAAAGAUUGGCAAAUUUUGUUAGACCCGAUGAUGACACUGAAUGGGAGGAGAAAAUUGAUAAAACAUUUUGGAGUCAAAUUCAAAUUCGUGUAUUUGCAAAAGUAGUGAGAGUAUUGACGGCCGAAAGAUUGGCGAGACUUGCAAAAACUGGUAAUACAAUGGAACCUGUAUUUCGAAGAACAUCAGUUGACACUGCUGCAAAACGAUUUCGUGAAAUAAUGGCAUCAAUUGGAUGGGAUAUUAGAAUUUCACAAUGGAUUCAUUGUUUAUUAUUUGAUUAUCUUCCGCAAGAGUAUUUGGUUAUUUAUUUAGAUAUCCUUCAAACAUUAAGACUGAUUAUUCCACAGCUUAUUGAUAAAAUGAUUGCUGUACAGACAAAUAUUAAUGGAAAAGGUGGUCCAGUUACAUGGGAGACAUUGGGAUCAUUAUUGAAAAGAUCAUGGGAUCCAGUGACAUCGACAUUAAAUUCUAAUAAACCGAAAAAAUUACCAGGCAAUCCAAUUUUGGUGAUUGCUCCUUCUACAAUGGGAAAUAGUUCAUCUCCAAGGCAACUUAAAUGGGUUUCGCAAUUAAGUGCAUUGGGAAUGGUUGUGAGUGUUUUCGUGCCUUCAGGAUUAUCAGCAACAAAAAUGACAAUGAUGACUUGCAUUGAUCAACUUGUACAAGCCACACGAACAAAAUUGCAAGAAGUAAGAUCCGAUUGUCCCGGUAGGCCGAUAAUUCUUUUGGGUUUCAAUACAGGAGCUGCUUUGGCUUGUCAGAUAUCACAAAUGGAGCAUGUGACAGCUGUAAUAUGUCUCGGCUUUCCAUUUAAUACUGUUGAAGGCAAAAGAGGAUCGCCGGACGAUACUCUAAUGGAUAUUCGAUGUCCGGUUAUGUUUGUAAUUGGUCAAAAUUCAACUCUUGUACGUCCCGAUGAUUUGGAAGAUUUACGUGAAAAAAUGUUAGUCGAAACAAGUCUUGUUGUUGUUGGUACAGCUGAUGAUCAUUUACGAAUUUCAACAGCUAAAAAAAUAUCUGAAGGCAUAACACAAAGUAUGGUUGAUCGUUGUAUUCUCGAUGAGAUUGGCGAUUUUGUUGGUAGUAUUCUUUUGCAACCACAUCCACUACCAUUGAGACCUAUUACAUUGGCAAAUUUAGACGCUCGAAAUAAAAAGGAUUGUCGAAAGAGAAGAAAUUCAACAAGCAGCUCAGUGGAAAGUGAACCAAAUUCGCCAAAUAUCAAAAAAUCAAGACCAGUUACACCAGUUUUAAGUACCAUUUCAAGUGGACAAAUUAUAACCGCUAGUUCAGUAUCGCGUGCAAUUAAUUUGCCAACAAAUUUAUCUGUCAUUGGAACAAAUACAAAUUUCACGCCAACAACUUUAAAACGAAAACCACGUGUUGUUUCUAAUCAGAAGGCAAAUUUCCCGGAAAAUGUUAUUUCAUCAAGGCUCAUGGCUCAGCAAAAUUUAAAUAGUGGAAAUGGUGGAAUAACGUUAAACAUUGGAUCAUUGGCAAGUUUAUCACCAGCAGGACCAAUGAAAUUUGCGUCUGGUAAUAUUGGACAAAGUUCACCGGGUAUAACAAAAGCUGGAGCUUUGACAAAACCUCCUGCUUCUGCUCUUCAAAAAAGUCCAAAAAUGAUACAAACUGGAACUCAAAAUAUUGGAAAAAUGAAAACUGUUUCAGUUGCUGGAGGAAGUCAAAUAAAAUCUAACCCGUCUUCAAUUUCAGCAUCUCAAAUAAAAACAUCCGGCACAAGUGGAGCUUUAACAGCACUUUUACAAAGUGGUAAAAGUCCAAUUAGCAUCGGUGGAAGACCAAUUACAUCUAGUGUCCUAUUAACUCCUAGUGUUACGGUAACACCAACAUCAUCACCAGUCGCACCUUCAAAAGUGAUGGACACCUCUGGACCAGUAAAUGCGAACGAAUAUCUACAAAAGAAUCCAAAGUCUUCGAAAGAAAUUACUUCUACUUCUUCUUCUUCUUCUUCUUCUUCUUCUCGACAAAUGAAUCAAGGUAACAAAAUUUAUUCGCCAAACACAAAUAAUCUAGUAUUAUUGGAAAAUACAUGCAAGACAAAAAUAUCAAAUUCUGGUCAAAAUUCAGUGACAAUUUUACCAUUUACAUCAAAAAUAAAAAAUUCUGAGAAAUCAAUGAAAAUAAUUCCAAAGAUAACUGCUAAUAAUUUUACACGAAAUUCAAAAUCAAAAUCAGAAACAACAACAACAUCGACAAAUUUUCUAAACGAUGAUUUAGGAAAUAUUUUAGAUAUUCCAAUAAUAUUUGCCAAAGAUGGCGAAACAAUAAAUUCAAUUGAAAAAUCACCAAUUCUACCACAAAUUCCAAUUGUCAAUACAAUAAAAGAAAAUUCAAAAGAAAUUCAUCAUCCUUUAAAAAAUUCAAAAAUAGGUCCAACAAAAGUUGUUUUAAUUAGCAAUAAACAAGAUAAAUCGCAACCUGGAAAAUUAUUAACAACACAAAAACAAUCAUUUUUACGUCAAAGUCUUCCCAAUCAAAAUUUAAAUAAUCUUCUCAUUCAAUCUAAAAAUAAUAAUAAUAAUAAUAAUCAAAAUCAUUCUAGUCCAAUUGUACAAAAUUCUAGUCGUUCUAAUGAAUCAACAAUGAAAUAUACAAAAAUUAUUCUCGCCAAAAGAAAUUCUCUACCGAAUAUUAUUCACAAUAAAGAUAAAAGUGAACCGGUAAUUUUAACAAAAACAAAUCAAAAAAUUGCCAAAUUAUUUAACACUGAUAAAAAUGAACAACAACAAUUUGUUAAUCAAAUGUCAACGUCAAAAAUUAUAAAUAAUUUUGAUGAUGAAUUUUUUGAAAUUGAAGAAGCAAUUAAAACAAAUAUUAUCGAACGAAAAAUCAUUAAUUCAACAGAAAAUGAUUUAUUAUUUCAUGAUGAUUCAAUAAUAAAAGAAGAGAUCAAUAUUAAUAAUUCUGAAUGAUACGAUAAUGUAUAA
Leptopilina boulardi is the source of this 3807-nucleotide messenger RNA. RefSeq names its product KAT8 regulatory NSL complex subunit 3 (gene Rcd1). Gene Ontology annotation, biological process: positive regulation of transcription by RNA polymerase II. The record is from RefSeq and is a predicted model, not a curated record. Gene Ontology annotation, cellular component: NSL complex. The transcript has 9 exons. Lineage: Eukaryota; Metazoa; Arthropoda; Insecta; Hymenoptera; Figitidae. The coding region runs from base 451 to 3792 and encodes 1113 amino acids.